Clupea harengus (Atlantic herring) is the source of this 4630-nucleotide messenger RNA. It is a transcript of the gene slc7a8a, whose product is annotated as solute carrier family 7 member 8a. Gene Ontology annotation, molecular function: L-amino acid transmembrane transporter activity; neutral L-amino acid transmembrane transporter activity. Gene Ontology annotation, cellular component: membrane. The record is from RefSeq and is a predicted model, not a curated record. Gene Ontology annotation, biological process: amino acid transmembrane transport; neutral amino acid transport. NCBI's taxonomy places the organism in Eukaryota, Metazoa, Chordata, Actinopteri, Clupeiformes, Clupeidae.
UAUGUGAGGGGUGGACGAAUAUCGGAUAAAUACAUCCCCACAUAUCAAUCGAAUCCGAAUCAGGACGCCAAAGAGACUACCGGUACGGUCCAACGGAUGCUAUUUUACCCGGUGUUUAUCCAAGUCAAUUUGUUUGUUUGGUGAGGAUGCUCGUGCCUUUUCGGCUCCUCACCUGGGACACGGAAGAGCAGCAUUUCUGAAACGGAAAAUAACACUUGACAACAAAUAGGAGCAUUCCAAUUUUGACUGUUUUUGCCUUUGGAGACUGAUGUCAAUUUAAAAUAAGGACAAUCUAAGAACAUUUCGGGAAGCAACUACACUACACUACAAUAAACCAGCAAGUGCCGUCGUAAGGAUUCAACAACUCAAUCAGCGCAAUGAGUGAUGGGCCGAGGCAGCGUGCGGGCACAGCAGUGUCGUCUGGAGACGCUCCAUCAGAAAGCGGGAAGGACUCGGGUGGUGGAGUGGCCCUGAAGAAAGAGAUCGGGCUCGUCAGUGCCUGUGGCAUUAUCGUCGGUAACAUUAUCGGAUCCGGGAUCUUUGUGAGCCCUAAGGGGGUUCUGGAGAACGCCAGCUCAGUGGGCUUGGCUCUGAUCGUCUGGAUCGUCACCGGCAUCAUCACUGCCAUCGGUGCACUCUGCUAUGCUGAGCUGGGCGUCACCAUCCCCAAGUCUGGAGGUGACUACGCCUAUGUCAAGGACAUCUUCGGUGGACUGGCCGGAUUCCUAAGGCUGUGGAUCGCCGUACUGGUGAUCUACCCCACCAACCAGGCCGUCAUCGCCCUCACCUUCUCCAACUACGUGCUGCAGCCCCUCUUCCCCACCUGCUUCCCCCCGGAGAACGGCCUGCGUCUGCUGGCUGGAGUCUGCCUGUUGCUGCUGACAUGGAUAAACUGUUCCAGUGUGCGCUGGGCUACGCGCGUCCAGGACGUUUUCACCGCAGGGAAGCUCCUGGCCUUGUUGCUCAUCAUCAUCAUGGGCAUUGUGCAGAUCUGCAAGGGAGAGUAUUAUUGGCUGGAGCCGGCCCAUGCCUUUGAGCCUUUCCAGGAGUAUGAUGUGGGCUUGAUUGCUCUCGCGUUCUUACAAGGCAGCUUUGCCUAUGGGGGCUGGAACUUCCUCAACUACGUGACCGAGGAGCUGGUUGACCCCUAUGUGAACCUACCUCGUGCCAUCUUCAUCUCCAUUCCCUUGGUGACAUUUGUUUACGUCUUUGCCAACAUCGCCUACGUCACCGCCAUGAGUCCACAGGAGCUGCUGGCGUCCAACGCCGUCGCUGUGACGUUUGGUGAGAAGCUGCUGGGAGUGAUGUCAUGGAUCAUGCCCAUCUCUGUGGCUCUGUCCACCUUCGGGGGAGUAAACGGCUCCCUCUUCACCUCAUCCCGGUUGUUCUUCGCCGGGGCGAGAGAGGGCCACCUCCCCAGCCUGCUGGCCAUGAUCCACAUGAAGCGCUGCACUCCCAUCCCAGCUCUCCUCUUCACUUGCCUGUCCACCCUGCUCAUGCUGUGCACCAGUGACAUGUACACUCUCAUCAACUACGUGGGCUUCAUCAACUACCUCUUCUACGGGGUCACUGUUGCCGGGCAGAUCGUCCUGCGCUUCAAACAGCCAGACAUGCAUCGGCCAAUCAAGAUCAGUCUGAUAUGGCCAGUGAUCUACCUGCUUUUCUGGGCCUUCCUCCUCAUCUUCAGCCUUUACUCUGAACCUGUGGUGUGUGGCCUCGGCAUGGCCAUCAUGCUCACCGGUGUCCCUGUCUACUUCCUGGGCGUAUACUGGGAGAACAAGCCCGAGUGCUUCAACACCUUAGUUGCUAAGAUGACGUACGUCGGACAGAAGUUCUGCAUGGUGGUCUACCCCGCGGAGGACCACAAAGACGACGAUGCAGGAGUCGAACUGAAGGAGGAGAAGUCCCCUCUGUCCGGAGAGGAUGAAGAGAUGCAGAAAUCCGACUGCUAAACCCUCACUCAUCCACUCAUUCACUCAUUCACACAAACGAGGCACUGCACCGCCAAUAGUAUACUUAGUAUUUUUCAACUGAAUCGAUACCCAUGAUCGAUACACAGAUGAGGAGGGUCCUGUUGGAGGACUGAGAGUCGAGGUUUUUAGGGUGGGGGGGGGGGGGGGGGGCGGGGAGGGGCUGGAUCUUUUCAUUGAAUACACUACCUCUAAGUGGUUCACUCUCCCCAGCAUCCUCUUGUGACCCCUGAAUGUGACAGUCAGCUCCUCACACACAAGACACACACACACACAAGACACACACACACACACACACACGACACUUUCUUCUCACCUUCCUCGCCUCUCCAUCGCUUCCACUCUCAUCCUGUGUUUCACACACUCCCAGCACACUCCAGUGUAGACGCAUCCCCACUACAUUUCAACUGCCUGAUCGACUUCACUUUCAUUUGUUUUGUUAUUUUUGUUGUUUUCUUCCUUCUUUUUUUUUAUAAUACUGCUCUCCCAAAGAUCCUUCAGCUCUAGUAUUAUGCUUUUGUGAUCAAUGUCAUGUCACCAACACAUCAAGAACAGUAUAGGUAUUAUUCAAUGUUGACAACCUUGAUUCCAAAAUAUUUUUUUAUAAUUGUGAUAAUUGUUUUAUCAUUAUAGCUUUAUUGCUGUUAAUAUUAUUUUAUUAUCAUUUUCAGUCAUUGUUUCUUUUUUUUUUUAUCUAUGGUCAACUCUGGGCUCUAAUUGUAAUGCUUCAGGGGCAAAUGUUUAUAACUGUGUGGGGUAAGGUUUGGUACCUACCCUAUCUCUGUGCAAAAGCAGUUCCAGCUCUUUUAAUUGCCUUAAUUAUGAUCUAAUCUGUACUUAGGUAUUAGUUUUAUUGUUGUUAUUGCUAUUGAAAGACGAUUUUUGAAGAGAUACAAUUUUAGAGUAUUAAAUGGUUCGGUUGUGAAAUUUAAUCCAGGUGAGGGGAGCAAUGAAUUACACACUAGCCAGCAGGGGAAGAACCAAAUCCUAAGAAACAAGGUUACACUGUCAAAAUAGGAACUCCUGCCAAAGUAAACUCAGUAGCAACCAAUAUUGUGAAUAGACACCUGUACACACAGACACAGACACAGACACAGACACAGACACAGACACAGACACAGACACAGACACAGACACAGACACACAGACAGGGCGAGAGAGAACUACUAAAUGUGCAAUAUGGCACACAUGUCAAAACGAUUGGGUAGAUUUCUCAUGGGAUGGAAUCAGUGUCAAUAAGUAUAAUUUCUAUGCAAAGCAAUACAUUUAUUAUAUACAGUAUAUAAAGAGUAUAUACAGUAAAUCAUAUACAUUUCUUUUUUAAUUUGUACUAGACUACAAGCUGAUAGAAUAACAAGUAUAAAGGUACAUAUUAAAACAAUCGUAUAAGCAUACUGGGUAGUUGAUGAUGGAUGUAGUUAUACUGUAUGUGGUUGUACAAUGCUAAUGCUAAUGCUAAAGAGAAACUCACUAGUUUGACAGCCUGACCAGACUCAGAGACAGCUACACACUUACAUGAAGCUACUCAGUAGUUCGACACUGCCAGUCCGCUGCCCUCUGUCGUCAGGCAGGCCCUCAUCGCUUUGCCUGUAGUGGACCUACUGUUGUGAAACACUGUCUGAAACCACACCUCCAAAGAGUUAGGUCCCACUUCAAUCAUUAAGUGGGCAUAUCCAAACUAAAUCAAAUACAUUAUUUUUAAAGCUAUCCUCUAUUAAGGACUCCUCUUAAUCCAGUUACACCAAUGUCACCAAGAUUUAGAAUAUCUUCGUCAAGGCAUCAAAGCUAUGACUACUGGGUGUAAGACUUCAAAAUCAACUGACUCAGCCACAGGUCAAAGGUGUCUUGUACUGGUUGAUAUUGUCUGUGCAAAGGUGUGUGAUUAUCAGGGUCACAGGGUUUUGUUGGAUUGAAAUGAAUUGUUUCUUGUGCUUAUGCCCUCACAUGCUAUGCAAAAAUGGAUCACAUCUGAGAAAGGCCAAGUGUUUAGCCACACUUUGCCAAUGAUUAGCAAUAUAGAUAAUUGUGACAGAGGAUUUACUCUUGACAUAGUACUCUUUAAGAUCUGAUUUUAUCCAUCCCGAUCUGAUUAUUUUCAUUUGCAUUAUAUUCAUCUUGCAUCCACAGAGUACCCACUGUUCUUGGGAGUUUAACAUUUGUUCCCCCCUCUGCAUCUUAUGUACACCUGUCUAAAUGUACUGUGUCACUGUGAAACUUUUCAUGCUAGAUAAUCACCUUAAGUUGGGUGGACAAGGUGAGCCACAGGGCACUCAUAGUGCUGACUAUAAGGGAGCCUGACUGCACACCGAUAACUUGCCUUCACAAACCAAACAAAUGCUGCAGACAACGGUUCUAAUAGCCAACACGGGUGCUAAGGACACACACAUUGCCUGACACUAAUUUGUUUGACUUUCAAAGCCAUGUAGUACUCAAAUAAAGUUAAGUAGGUGACCCCUCCCCCCCCCUCCCCCCACACACACACACACCCACCCCUUCACAAAAUGAUUGUGACUCACCGCAGAAUGAUGUAAGAGGUGUGUGAAAUCAUGAAUGUUGUUCCCAGUCAUGUUCUCUUUAUUUGGAUAGAAAAUGUAUCUGAGAUCAUUGCUUUCACCUAAAUGUCCUGUAUAUAGAUCAAUAAAUCUGAAAAUGGAAACGUA